UCUAAAAAUAACUCCCUUCCCGGUGAUGCUGUUUUCUCCACGUAUGAAGUGAAGCUUCGAUCAAAUGAAAGUAUAGGCUUUACGACCAACAUGGCCUUAGAAGUUUUGCGAUCUGCAGUGAAAUUAGACCAUGUUUAUGCCAAAGAAGACGAGGACAUUUUGGAUUUUGGAAGAGAUGUGAAUUUGUCCGAAGCAAUCGAUAGUUUAGCAGAGCUAAGCGAAAAUGACCUUCUAAGUUUAUUUUUUCAAGACAACAGCACUAAACUCACAGAUACUACUCUGUCAUCGUUCGAUGAGUUAAGUUUUUCACCACAGAGCGAAAGUACAUCAUCAGAAUCAUGCAUGACUCCAAGCCCUGACACCAUGGACUUGGAGAGCACCUCUUCACCUGAAGGGCUACUCAAUACAGAUGACUUUGCUCUUGAUGUUGAUCUUGAAUGGCUUUGUACAUUAGACGAAGGAGUUGCUCCUGUGACCUCUGCCAAUCAACCAUUAACGACAGAAAAACACCAGCCAUUGUCUACGACAGUUGAUAUGCAAGUACUCAAUCAACCCAAAGUUACCUCAACCUCUGGUUUAACAGAAAAUGACUUAAUAGUCCAUAAACCAACUUCAUCUCGGAAAUCUAGUCUUCCACUUGUUUUGUCAGGGGAAGAAAAAAGACUUCUUGAGAUUGAAGGAGUUACGCUUCCUACAGAUGUUGCCUUAACAAAGGCUGAAGAAAGAGUUUUGAAAAAAGUGAGAAGAAAAAUCAAGAAUAAGCAAUCAGCACAAGAGAGUAGAAAGAAAAAGAAAGAUUAUGUAGAUGGUCUUGAAAAAAGGGUUCACAUUUGCACACAACAGAACAGAAGCCUACAGCAGAAAGUUGACACAUUAGAAAACCAAAACAAGUCAUUGUUGGAACAGCUAAAACAACUGCAAGCAAUUGUAGCCUCCACGCAUCCAAGCAAAACACAGGCUGGAACAUGUCUUAUGGUGCUGAUCCUAGCCUUUGGAUUAGUCUUGUUCCCAAUUAAUGGCAUCAGUGACAAUCAAAAGUCCACUGUGACGUCGUAUGUAACAUCUAGUGUUCGAUCUCGCACACUUCUACAAGUGAAAGAUGACUAUCUGCAUGAAGAACAAGUGAACACACCAAAGAUAAACCCCAAUGGUUCAGAGUUAUUAAUGCCUGCAGCAAUAGAACUUGACUGGGAAGGUGAUUCAAGAGAAUUAUUAACAGAUUUCACUACAGAUGUGAACAAAGACAAAGACAGUGACAGCACACAUCACAUGGAGAAAAACACCAUGAGAACAGAGAAAAGAUAAUGUAUUAUUAUUAUUAUCAAUAUAUUGUAAAUAUAAACCAGAGAAUGUAACUCAAGAGAGGUAAUGAAAUACUUGCAUGUGUCAUGUGAUGAACCCUACAAUAUUCUAAUUUUAGUCCAUCAAGAGAGUGGACAAAAUAUUAACAUAAUAUAUUCCUAACACAUUUUUACAAAGUAAUGCAGGGUACUUGUUUUAAGC
Messenger RNA from Actinia tenebrosa (Australian red waratah sea anemone), 1503 nucleotides. RefSeq lists its product as uncharacterized. The record is from RefSeq and is a predicted model, not a curated record. Gene Ontology annotation, biological process: regulation of transcription by RNA polymerase II. Lineage: Eukaryota; Metazoa; Cnidaria; Anthozoa; Actiniaria; Actiniidae. Gene Ontology annotation, molecular function: DNA-binding transcription factor activity, RNA polymerase II-specific; RNA polymerase II cis-regulatory region sequence-specific DNA binding. Gene Ontology annotation, cellular component: nucleus.